Messenger RNA from Kogia breviceps (pygmy sperm whale), 2130 nucleotides. RefSeq names its product arginine and serine rich coiled-coil 2 (gene RSRC2). NCBI's taxonomy places the organism in Eukaryota, Metazoa, Chordata, Mammalia, Artiodactyla, Physeteridae. The record is from RefSeq and is a predicted model, not a curated record.
GACGCGCCGGGUCUUAGCCCCUUUGUGCCAUCCGGGUCUCUCGCGCGAGGGAUUUCAGUCUGUGGCGAAGCGGUUAGGCGGCCGGUACUGUGGAGAGCGUUAAGUGGAGGUGCCGCCGUAGCGGCCAGGACUCUGGACUAUGGCGGCUAGUGAUACAGAACGAGAUGGACUAGCCCCAGAAAAGACAUCCCCAGAUAGAGAUAAGAAAAAAGAGCAGUCCGAUAUAUCUGUUUCUCCCAAAGCCUCAAAACAUCAUUAUUCAAGAUCACGAUCAAGGUCAAGAGAAAGAAAACGAAAGUCAGAUAAUGAAGGAAGAAAACACAGGAGCCGGAGCAGAAGCAAAGAGGCAAGAAGACAUGAAUCCAAAGAUAAAUCCUCUAAGAAACACAAGUCUGAGGAACAUAAUGACAAAGAGCAUUCUUCUGAUAAAGGGAGAGAGCGGCUGAAUUCAUCUGAAAAUGGUGAGGACAGACACAAACGCAAAGAAAGAAAGUCAUCAAGAGGCAGAAGUCAUUCAAGGUCUAGGUCUCGGGAAAGGCGUCAUCGUAGUAGGAGCAGAGAGAGAAAGAAAUCACGAUCCAGAAGCAGAGAGAGAAAGAAAUCACGAUCCAGAAGCAGAGAGAGAAAACGGCGGAUCCGGUCUCGUUCCCGCUCAAGAUCGAGACACAGACAUAGGAGUAGAAGCAGGAGUCGGACAAGGAGUAGAAGUCGAGAUAGAAAGAAGAGAAUUGAAAAACCAAGAAGAUUUAGCAGAAGUUUAAGCCGAACUCCUAGCCCACCUCCCUUCCGAGGCAGAAACACAGCAAUGGAUGCACAAGAAGCUUUAGCUAGGAGGUUGGAAAGGGCAAAGAAAUUACAGGAACAGCGAGAAAAGGAAAUGGUUGAAAAACAAAAACAGCAGGAAAUAGCUGCAGCAGCUGCAGCUACCGGAGGUUCUGUUCUCAAUGUUGCUGCCCUAUUGGCAUCAGGAACACAAGUAACUCCUCAGAUAGCUAUGGCAGCUCAAAUGGCAGCCUUGCAGGCUAAAGCUUUGGCAGAGACCGGGAUAGCUGUACCUAGCUAUUACAACCCAGCAGCUGUGAAUCCAAUGAAAUUUGCUGAACAAGAGAAAAAAAGGAAAAUGCUUUGGCAAGGCAAGAAAGAAGGAGACAAAUCCCAGUCUGCUGAAAUAUGGGAGAAAUUGAAUUUUGGAAACAAGGACCAAAAUGUCAAAUUUAGGAAAUUAAUGGGUAUUAAGAGUGAAGAUGAAGCUGGAUGUAGCUCCGUUGAUGAAGAAAGUUACAAGACAUUGAAACAGCAGGAAGAAGUAUUCAGAAAUCUAGACGCUCAGUAUGAAAUGGCAAGAUCACAAACCCACACGCAAAGAGGAAUGGGAUUGGGUUUUACAUCAUCAAUGCGAGGAAUGGACACAGUUUGAAGAAAAAUCACACUUUAUACUUGGGACUUUUAUAGACUUCUGGUUCUGAUGUCAGGUCCUUGUUCACCAAACAGCUGGCAUUCUAGCUUGCAUGGGUGUUGCAUUGACUUUAAUUUAUUGAAAAAUAUGAUUUUUUGUAAAUAUCAGAUCAGUGAUACUGGUGUUAGUGUUGUAAUCAGGUUAAACCCGCUUCCAUUAAACUUGACAGGACUAUAGAAGGACAAUAUUUUUUAGUUAAUGAAUUCUACUUUUCAAAUAUAUAAAAGCUGCAGAUGGGAUAAAAUCUCAUACAUGGAUUUUUGGUGUCCACUGUCUUGUGUACUUUUGUACUUAACCUUGUACAGUUAUUUUCAUCUCUUGAAACAUGAAAGAAAUGUUAUGUAGAUGUUCUUUAGAAGAUCUGGCCAUUUGGUACAUAAUCCAGCACAAAUAGGCUGGGUGGUGAUGAUAAUAAAAAUGGUUUUCUCAAAACUCGUGUUAAUUUAAGUUACCUGGAAUUCUUAUUUGAAUUUGACUUAUGGUUUCUGUAGCAUUUUGCAAUUUCUAGUAGAAGACACUGGCUAGAAAUUCCUUUUUUUUUUUUUUUAAAGAAUUAUGCUAUAGGCAAUACCAUGGUGAGCAAAAAUGUAAAAGGAAGUUGGGAGGAGUGAAAAAACUUAGUAAAAUAAUACUGUUUUCCUACUAUUAUAAGGGACAGAACUGGUGUACAGUAU